UUCAUGCUCUUAUCCUGAGGUAGAGGAAAUAAGCAGAAGAAAUUUCUCUAGUUCAGUUAAAGGAUCUGUCGUACUGAACUCUGCUUUGAAAAACUGGGAAACCUCCUCUGUGUAGAAUUGAAACAGACAUUUGACAAUUGUCUUGAAUAAAAAUUAAGGCAAAAAUGUCCAUCAUAGAUCCUUAUCAACACAUUGUGGUGGAGCACCAGUAUUCACACAUAUUCACUGUGACAGUAAGGAAAGCCACAAAUGUCACAAAAGGAGCGAUUGGUGACAUGCUUGAUACUCCAGAUCCUUAUGUGGAGCUGUUCAUCCCAUCCGCCCCUGAUUGCAGGAAGAGAACGAGACAUUUCAAUAACGAUGUGAAUCCCGUGUGGAACGAGACCUUUGAGUUCAUUUUGGACCCCAAUCAAGAGAAUAUUCUUGAGGUUACUUUGAUGGAUGCCAACUACGUUAUGGAUGAGACUCUUGGCACAUCCACAUUUCCUAUAUCUUCUCUGAAAGUGGGAGAGAAGAAGGAGGUCCAGUUAACUUUCAAUGAUGUCACAGAAAUGACUUUGGAAUUGUCUCUUGAAGUGUGCUCUUCAACUGAUUUUUGUAUGGCUCUGUGUGAUGAGGAGAAGAAAUUUCGGCAACAGCGAAAAGAUAAUAUCAUGCACAGUAUGAAAUCAUUUCUAGGAGAGGAAAACAGCAAGAACUUGACCACUUCCCGUGAUGUACCAGUGAUAGCAAUAUUGGGGUCAGGAGGUGGAUUUCGUGCCAUGGUAGGGUUUGCUGGAGUCAUGAAAGCACUUUAUGAAUCAGGAAUUUUAGACUGUGCGACUUACAUUGCUGGUCUCUCAGGAUCCACGUGGUACAUGUCAACUUUGUAUUCACACCCGGAUUUUCCAGAGAAAGGACCAAAGGAGAUUAAUCAAGAAUUGAUGAACUCUGUCAGUCACAACCCACUUCUGCUGCUCACUCCUCAGAAAGUCAAACGCUACAUUGAAGCACUGUGGAAUAAGAAAAGCUCAGGGCAGCCUGUCACCUUCACAGAUAUCUUUGGAAUGCUAAUAGGUGAAACACUUAUCCAUAAUAGAAUGGACACCACUUUGAGCAACAUGAAAGAGAAAAUCAAUAAUGCACAAUGUGCUCUCCCGCUCUUUACAUGUCUCCAUGUCAAACCAGAUGUCUCAGAGCUUAUGUUUGCAG
Molecule: messenger RNA, 1191 nt
Organism: Cariama cristata (Red-legged seriema)
Lineage: Eukaryota; Metazoa; Chordata; Aves; Cariamiformes; Cariamidae
Product: cytosolic phospholipase A2-like
Exons: 10
Biological process (GO): glycerophospholipid catabolic process
Cellular component (GO): Golgi apparatus; endoplasmic reticulum; nucleus
Molecular function (GO): calcium ion binding; calcium-dependent phospholipid binding
Source: RefSeq, a predicted model, not a curated record